UUCUUCCCUGUGUUGUGCUGCGCUCUGAGGAUGGGGACAGCGAAGCAUCCCUUCCUGCUGGAGACCAUCUGGAUGGACAAGUGGAAGUUUGACGAGGCGGAGCGGCUGUUCUGGGUGGGUCAGCAGAUGCAGCCGGCGCCCGGGGUCCGUCCGCUGGCGGAAGAGGAGACGAGCAAGAGGAGGCAGGGGAAGAGCUCUCCGCGUCCCAAGCUGGUGCCCGCGGAGGAACCUGACUGGCACCCACCGGAAGAGGCAAAGAGUGACCGCGGGCUGGCUCUGGGGCGGCUGGGGGCAUCCCCCGGCCCUGCCCAGGCGAAAGCGUCCGCCCCCAGCCGCGAAAACCGCCCUGCAGUGGCCUGUCACCACCUCGUCUGUGGAGUCUGGGUCAACAAGGGCGCCUUCGACGAGGCCGAACGCCUGUUUGUCACCCGGUCACAGGCGCCGGGUGUGCCUCGCUCUCUGCUGAUCCCGAGCUCCCGCAGGAUUCCAAAGCCACGGGUCACCCCGGACGAAGGGUACAUCAGUGCCACUCCCGCCACCCCGCUCACCCCUGGCUUCGCCAGCCCCCAAGUGAACGGGACGUGUCCUGUGACCCACUGGCACCUGCUGGCACCCGGGGUGUGGCUGGAAAAGCCGCUGUACGACGACGCUGAGCGGCUCUACUAUGAGGCCCUGUACGAGGACCGAGCGGCGGGGAGAGAUGGACCGCACCAAGUCCCAGGCCAGGGUGGCCCCCGUGUCAUCCGUCCAUGCCCCCCUCGUACCGCUGAGCCCUGUCCGUCAUCCACAGGGGGAGUGUCUCCAGUGGCAGCCAAUCAGCACCUCGUUCAUAAGGACAACGAGCCAGUGUGGUUCAAUAAACCCACGUAUGAUGCUGCAGAGCUGCGCUAUCACCUGGCUGGAAUCCAGAGAGCACCCAGCAAGACCCAGGAGCCAGUGUCCACCUCUCCGCCAGCAGCACCGGCAGAAAGACGUACCCCUGCACCCUGCUGUCCGUGGCGCCAGGAUAAGACCAUGGCAGUUAACUUUUUAGCAAACGAGAAUAUCUGGUUCGAUAAGUACAAGUAUGAUGAUGCAGAGGUGCAGUACUACAGGCAGCUGUCUGGAUCGGUCCCUACCAAUACCCCAGUAGAAAAUGUGGUGCGGAACUCCCCAGCUGUGCAGGAGAACGGAGCGAGUAACAUCCUUCGAGACAUUGCCAGAGCCAGGGAGAAUAUCCAGAAGUCACUGGCCGGAAUCUCGUCUGUUUGGGAGGCCGGCAGAAAUCCCAAAGAAAAGGCCCAUGAUAACAUCGACCCAGUCUCCAGCUAUAGCGCUGUACAGGGUGCAGAUGUCGAGUUAUGCUCCCGCGUCACCAGCUUAGAAAAGGAGAACCAAAGCUUGCACAAGGAGGUGGAGGAACUACGGUUAAAGCUGUCAAAGUUGGAGCUUCGUCUUUCUUCGGUGGAGAAGUCCCUGACCAGCACCAAGCCUGUCAUGUCCCCACCAGCCCAACCCAACAAGCUUGCCCCAAAGCAGCCGGAGGAGGACGGCGAGGAUGACCUGGACCUCUUCGGAAGCAGCGAUGAGGAAGAGAGUGCGGAGAGCGAGAGGGUCCGGCAGGAACGGCUGCGCCAGUACGCUGACAAGAAAUCCAAGAAGCCUGCCCUCAUCGCCAAGUCUACCAUCCUGUUGGAUGUCAAACCUUGGGACGAUGAGACGGACAUGGCAAAGCUGGAGGAGUGCGUGCGUACGGUGCAGAUGGACGGCUUGGUGUGGGGAGCCUCCAAACUCGUCCCCGUCGGCUACGGCAUCAAGAAACUGCAGAUCCAGUGUGUGGUGGAAGAUGACAAGGUCGGCACUGACGAGCUGGAGGAAGAAAUCAUCAAGUUUGAGGACUAUGUGCAAAGCGUUGACGUUGCUGCCUUCAACAAAGUCUAGAGUUGGCUGGUGCUUCCAGAGUUACUGAGGAAUAAAGGGAUUCUGUGCAGAAAUCAA
Molecule: messenger RNA, 1977 nt
Organism: Pristis pectinata (smalltooth sawfish)
Lineage: Eukaryota; Metazoa; Chordata; Chondrichthyes; Rhinopristiformes; Pristidae
Gene: eef1db
Product: eukaryotic translation elongation factor 1 delta b (guanine nucleotide exchange protein)
Exons: 9
Coding region: 31-1920 (629 amino acids)
Biological process (GO): translational elongation
Cellular component (GO): eukaryotic translation elongation factor 1 complex; cytosol
Molecular function (GO): translation elongation factor activity; guanyl-nucleotide exchange factor activity
Source: RefSeq, a predicted model, not a curated record